This is a messenger RNA of Tetranychus urticae (two-spotted spider mite), 2138 nucleotides long. RefSeq lists its product as uncharacterized. Lineage: Eukaryota; Metazoa; Arthropoda; Arachnida; Trombidiformes; Tetranychidae. The record is from RefSeq and is a predicted model, not a curated record.
GUAUACAUUUGAUGUCUUCAUUUAAAAACAUUAGGAAUUGGCUUGCAGAGGGUUCUGUAAACUUUUGGUCAAAGAAACUUGUGAAUAUUUAUUUAAUUCCGAUAAUUCUUGGAUAUCAAUCACAAAAAUUAUCGUUACUCAUACAAUAAAUGUAACUCUUUUGCAUUAAUCAUGCGGUAAACAAGAACAGCUUAGGAUUAUUUACAAAUUAUCGACUAUUUUUGUUGUUCCUAGCAAUACAAUUGAUAAUUAAUCAGUUUUUCACCUGCUUCGCUCUGUUUCCAAUUCACUAUCCACUAAGUAUUUCAGGAAUAAACAUGUUAAGAUGUAUCUGACGCUGAAAUUUCCACUUAUUUUUCUUAUUGUUUUAUUGGAAUCUUUUAAAAGUGUUGAACCCAAAACCUCAAAAAACAAUGAUAGUGAUUCAGUUGUUUUGGAAACAUAUGAAGAUGAAUCUUAUAAUGACUUGUUGGUAAAUAGUGAAAGAGUAAGGCCAAAAAAAGAUCGGAAAAUGAUGACACCUUAUGAGCUAUUAUUCAGUGGUCCCGAGGCGGCAAGUGAUUCUUAUUUAUUAUCUAAAGAUCAUCUCAACAAGAAAGAAGAUCAUUUCCAAACCUUUCUCCUGUGGUUAAAGUAUAAUGUAAUAGCCAACAAACCAGAUAAAUACCAAUUGAUUAUGGACAUAUUAAGAAGUCGCAUUUAUGUUAGAUAUGCGCUAGAAGAGUACAAUAGAAAACUGUUCGUUCGAUUGAUGAAGGCUUUAACAAUUGAACGUAAACCUCAACUUAACUGGCAAAACAUUUGGGACCAAUGGGUGAAGUAUGAUAAUAAAAGGCAAUCUCACAAGAAUCAAGAAACUGAAAGUUCAGGAAAAACUUCAAUCGAUUCUUUUAUUUCUGAUAUUGUCAGGAAAAAUGCCAAGGAUCCUCUUGGAAUCAUGUAAAUUGUUUGACUCUUUAAUGGUAAGACUUUUUAUUUCACUUAGCAAUUGGAAAUACUUUUGAUAAAUUUUAUUUUAAAAUUGAAUUAAAAGUAAGAUUUAAUAAAUACUAUAAUAAUAAAUACUUCAAUAAAUAAUUAUCCUCGAGAAGAUUUGAUUUGACUGACAUUCUGUUGAAUUUAAAAUAUGCUAUUCAAUCAAAAUGAAUCAUAAUUGUGAUUUGGAUGGCGAUUGCGUUCAAAAAGUGAUGAGACUGAAAACUGUCUUGGUGAGUCCAUCCUGUUUGAAUAUGGAUUUUGAUAUUGAAGGUUUGGUUGUGGACUGUAACGUGAAUAAUGGCCUGGAAAAUCAAACUCGACUGUUUUAUUUACAAAGUUGAACGGAUGUUCAAAGCCACGAGGUGAAGGAUAACUACGAGUCUCAUCAAAGCCACGAGGGAAAACGUCAAAAUUGCGAGGAAACCCAUUAUUAGCUUCGAAACCAUGUGAAUGUUCAAAAGUGCUUUUAGGAUGAGGAUUGUCAAAGUUCUUAUGGUCAAAUCCUUUGAAGCUAUCUGGUAUAUCGAUAUCAUGAAUGCUGGGAUGGGCUGGUUUUUGUCGAGCAAGUCCGAUCUCUCUUAUAAUGUGAAUCAUGUUGAAAAGGAAAUCUUGCUGGUGAUUCUGUCGACCCAAGACUUCAACCAAAAUUCUGGUUAUCAUGUUGAUUAUGGAAACAAAUUUGUGACUGUGAUGAUCAAUGGAACCAAAUAGCUUGAGAAGAUAUUUGCCAAACCCAAAGGAACACUUUUUAAUGGCAAAACCAAGGCUUCCUAUGCUUAUGAGAAGAGCUAUCAACAAAGCCAAAACAAUGGCACUCAAAGCUGCUAAAAUGGCCAAUGCUAUAGUGGCAGUCAAUUGAGUUGUUGUCUGUCUACUUUGACGGCCAAAUAAUCGUCUAAAUGGUGCCCAUCGCAUGAAACUUGACUUUGUCUCUAUUGGUAUCAAAGAUGAGUUUGUAUUUUUAUCUUUAUUGGACAGCUUUAACCUCACAGGGAUUACGAAUGAUUUGUCAGUAAAUAUUGGUUGAGAUGAUGUCGAUGAUGGAAUGGAAACUGGCAAUGAUAGUUGAUUUGUCGAUGAACGUGGAAUCACUUUUUCACAAUUAACCAAGGAAGAUGGAAUGAUGAUCAAAACAAUAAUUGUAAACAACAUAGUAAAGG